AGAGGGUUAGCAACCUUGGUUUGGAGUCUUGAGAGAGGUACCAAAGGAAAUAUCGCUCAUAUUUCGUUGGUUUGGAAUAAUUCAGCUGUCCAACGUGUUCAGUGGUAUUCGCACAGUGUUGAAAAAUAUAUCAGCUGCUAAUGGGGACUAGAAAUCCCCGACAAACCGACACACGGUGGCUGAGGUUGCAGCGAUUACUGAAGUAAAAACGUAUCCACGGUCAUGAAAUUUUACAUGGUGAUCCUUGAUUUUGAAUGAUAUGCUCGUAGAUCCACUCGGAGAUUUCGGAGAGUUAAUAAUUACCCUAGGAAGUACAUUCAGGCGGGGUGACUGGAAUCACAAGCAGACCACAACAUGACAUCGAAAGUGGUCGACAGAAUCGAUCCCUUCACUAACAAAGUGUCCAUCAAAUCGAAAAAGCAGAAGAGAUCGCAGGGGUCGUCUCAUUAUAGAACUAAAAAUGCCCCUGAAUUAAAGCAGUUACCGCAUCUGAAAGACACACCAAACACAGAACAGCAAAGUUUGUUUAUCAAAAAGCUCCAACAAUGUUGUGUUGUGUUCGAUUUUAUGGACCCAGUGUCAGAUCUCAAGAGCAAAGAAAUAAAGCGGGCAUGUUUGAACGAAUUGGUGGACUACAUCACAGCCACAAGGGGGGUGUUGACGGAGCCCACAUAUCCAGAAGUUGUGCGCAUGAUUGCAUGUAAUAUAUUUCGGUCACUUCCACCUAAUGAUAACCCUGACUUUGACCCUGAGGAGGAUGACCCCACGCUGGAGGCCUCAUGGCCACAUUUACAGCUUGUUUAUGAAUUUUUCCUGAGGUUUUUAGAGUCGCCUGAUUUUCAGCCCAGUCUGUCAAAAAAAUACAUAGACCAGAAGUUUGUCCUUCAGCUACUGGAUUUGUUCGACAGUGAAGAUCCAAGGGAGAGAGAUUUUCUAAAGACAGUUCUCCAUAGAAUCUAUGGCAAGUUUUUAGGUCUCAGGGCUUUUAUCAGGAAACAAAUAAACAAUAUUUUCCUUAGGUUCAUAUAUGAAACAGAACAGUUCAAUGGGGUUGGGGAAUUACUGGAAAUUUUAGGCAGCAUCAUUAAUGGAUUUGCUUUACCACUGAAGACUGAACAUAAGCAGUUUCUUAUCAAAGUUCUAAUACCCCUUCACACCCGGAGUCUCAGCCUAUACCAUGCACAGUUGGCCUAUUGUGUGGUACAAUUCUUAGAGAAGGAUGCUACACUUACGGAAGAGGUCAUUAAAGGGUUAUUAAAGUUUUGGCCAAAGACAUGCAGUCAGAAGGAGGUGAUGUUUUUAGGAGAGACAGAGGAGAUCCUAGACGUCAUAGAACCUCAACAGUUUCAGAAAGUUAUGGAAGCCCUUUUCCGUCAGAUAUCGCGCUGUGUCUCCAGUCCUCAUUUUCAGGUGGCUGAGCGCGCCUUGUACUACUGGAACAACGAGUACAUCAUGAGUCUGAUAGAGGAGAACUCCAAUGUGAUACUUCCCAUCAUGUUCCCAGCCCUCUACAAAAUCUCCAAGGAACACUGGAACCAAACCAUAGUGGCCCUGGUUUACAAUGUGCUCAAAACAUUCAUGGAGAUGAACAGCAAACUGUUCGAUGAGCUAACAGCCAACUACAAGGCAGAGAGGCAGAAGGAAAAGAAGAAAGAAAAGGAUCGAGAAGAGCUGUGGAAAAAGUUAGAAAAAUUGGAAGUCAACAACAAGACAAAGAUCAAGUCCUAACAGAAAGGCCUUGUGAGAAGAAGGGCCAUUCUGCUGUGAGUGCAUGUGACAAGGGGGGUGCGAGGAAUAGGAGGUGGCUGGCCAGGUCUGAGCACACUCUAUCCUGGGGCAGAAGACCUGCCAUGCCAGUUAACAUUGUAACCACACCCUUGUUAUGGUAAACUGUUCACUGUUGUCACUCACCUGACGCCUAGCGGACACUCACUCUGCCCUCACCCUCAGAGCCCUCCCAGAUAACACAGUUCCUGACACCCACUAGUUUUCAUUAAGGACAUGUCUCUGGCCUUUUUUACAUGCUAUUGACAAAGAUACAACAGUAAAGACGUGCAGUUCAAACUACUACCUCGGGGUACACUAACAAUGUAAUGAGACAGUUUUCUGUGUAGAGGGGACAGUCUAACUCUGUGUUACCUGGGAUUCUUGAGCUUGCACAUGACUGACCAGAUAUACAUAAAAACCACACAAGAGCUGGCCUACACAAAGAAAAAGCAGACACCUUUUCUUUAAUUAUUUUUUGGAACUCUAAUGGUUAAGAAUGAAAUAAGUAUAACUAACUGGGAAAGUUUGCUAACUACUGACAAGGAAAAAUUGUUAGCUUAGCGAAUGUCCAUCUUUCAUCGUAUUUGUGAUAUUGGUACUACUAAUUAACCUGUUACUGUGGGAACCGGCUGCAUGCUGCCCUCUCUGAUAACUCACGCUUUGUGUCUGGGUGACUGACAGGCGUCAGUGACAUGGAGUGUGAGAGGCAGGUGCUUCGUGAUAAUCACCUAGAGUUGCCCCCCUCCCCCCCCUUAUAUGUACAUGUGUAUAAACAAGUGAAUAUAUGAGUGCCCUGUGAAUGUAGGGGCUGGUGAAGGAGAUGUGCUACACUUCUGAUGAUAGUGUAAAGUUGUUUGCUAUUUGUACUUAUUUAUUCGUCUGAUGCAUAAUUCUGUUGUUGCUGCUGGUGCCGUUCCGCCUGCUCCAGGAUUAUGGGAGAUGGAGUGAGCAAUCUGUCCUCACAGAAUAGCAAAAUAACUGUCUUCUUUUUCUCUUCAUUUUGUCUGUCCCAAAUAAGCAUUUUUUUAACCUUUCGUCAUUUAUCCUGGCUAAUUACGAUAAACAAGAGUAAAUGACUUAAGCUGCGGUCACAGUAUGUUGGUGUUGUUUGGAUUGAAUAUUUUCAUUGAACACGCUUCCUGAUCUAUAAUGGAUGCAGUGAGAAGACAAACUAAACCUGAUCUGGUGAAGUGUGACCUGAUUCAGCUUAGAAACUAAAGCAAAUUGAACUUGAAAAGACAAUAUUGUGACCAUUGCACAAAAGUAGGACGCAUUGACAUCGGUAUUAAUUUGUGAAUUCACAGCAGCUUUGGUCUUUAUUUUUUAUCUCGAUGGGCAAGAUUAAGUAUCCUUUGUGGAGGUGUCAGUAAAAAGUAGUCACAAAUGCCACAAUAUGGACACAUUUCUGUCCCAUCACAGGGAUUUACAGUUACCUUAUAUUUUGAAUUUUCCUUGGUGAUUAUUGAGAGAAUACAUUGUAAAUGAACUUUUUAUAUUUAAUACUGUAUGUCUCUAUUUUCUUUUUCUUUUUGUCUUUCUCUUCCUCCACCCAUCCGCCCCCUCACCUGCGUUGAUACUUUCCAGAUUUUCUCUCGCAGUUUCUGAGUCAUAAUGUGUGUAAUACUGGUGCCUGGGGUCUGUGGGUGGGAACUGUACAUAACAGUGUCUGUCGGGCAGAAGCUUACUUGUCCAUAAUAUACCCAUAUACUGGUGCAUCUCUUCCAAGUGUAACAUGGCCGUGUAAAUACUUGUACAGCCAGGAAGCCAUCUGAUCACGUCUCUGAUACGAGACAACCCAGUCAUAAUGUACUUGAGACACGUUGUCGUUGUAAGUGUAGUCUUUCCCACGUUUGCCCGUUACCUGUAGCUGUACGAAAUCCCGGCUGUUUUUGCAGCGUCUCCGACACCUGUUGCUUAAUCCUCUUGUUUCAACACUAAUUGUGCAUUUGUCUAUACUUGCAUUGUCAUCUGCACUGCAUGUGAAGACUGGCAAGUGUUGAUGCAGUAUGAUGAUGAAUUUGAUAACUAUGUACAUGUAUCAAGCCAUAACCACGCUGGUCGUGUUAGUCUGGUUUUUUUUCUUCUGUAUUUUAUUUGUUUAUCUGUUUGUGUGUUGAGCCUGAUGACACUGUCUUGUGUGGAGAGGUGAACAGUGUAUUUAUGACACUUCUGAUUUGGCAUGGACAAAGUCCAGGGUGGCAGAUGGUGUGUUUCAACCACAGGUUCUUCGCGUGUGAUUAUGUAGGCAACAGUUUAACAUUUCUCAGCAAAGGUCAGUGAAGUCUUUGGCAUUUUUAUUAUUACUUUUUUUGUUCUCCUAAUUAUUAUUUUUUUGAACAUUUUGUACACAUGCGUUACAAAGGUAGCAUAAUUACCCAUGCAAAUGGUGGGGAACUGAUGGCUUGAACAUAGCAGCAUUACUGUCUUUAUUACCAGAAGUCCUCUCAUUCUCCACACUGUACAGUUAGUAAUACAAGUCAUGGCGGCUUAAUAGUGACUAGCAUGGACAGAGGACACCUACUGUACCUAGUAAAUUUGACUCGGUUCUUCUCUUCUUCUUUUCUCAGUUGUCUUUUGUUUUUAACCGGAUGAGAAUGUUUUCAGAAAUACAUGCAAGUUUUGCAAAUAAGAAAUUUGUGAAAUUAAAGGAAACGGCUAUUCUGAUGUCAGUUGUAAAUGAUUCAUCAGUGCAGUGUACUUCAUCGGGAGUAAAAUCAUUAUUUUAUCACAGGGACAACAUUGUCAUGAAGCCUGUAAUUUGAUGUUUGACUGCAGUUACAGUACACUAGAACAAACCAUAUUAUUUUAACAUCACUUUUCAAAGGUGAUUCUAUUAAGGUAAGCUACUUUAAUAGAAUAAUAGUAAGCUGGUAUCUUCUAAUGACUUUCUGGAUUUAGAUGUUAUUGUACGUUUGUUACAUAUUUUUUCUACUGGUGUUAUGAGCAGAUGUGUGUAUGCAGAUAAAAGGUGAGAAAGCUGUAACCGGUGUGUUUAAGAGAUAUAUUGUUACCAAGAACACAACACAAGUAUGUCACACAGUUCUCUCCCGUCUUAACUUGUUCAUGGCCAUGAUAUUUUGUGUAAAUUCUUAAGUGUUGAUUGGAAGUGGACUUUCUCUGUAACAAGGAAACAAGAAGUUUAACCUAUAUUGUAAAGUAAUAGAUCUGUGCUGUCGUCUUUGGGGAAUGUCAGAGGAUUAACAUGAGGGUUUAUCUGCAGGCGGUUAUACUGGCUAAGCUGUGUCGGUAUAUAUAUUACAGGUGAAGCUUGAUGUACCAAUACCUGUAAACAUGUGGUGCUUAAUACAUGUACUGCCUAUAGUGGAAGAGUGGACGUCCCCGUAAUAACCUGUGUACUCACUCAGUUGACAAGUCUCUAGGGCUAUCUUACAAAUGACAUAUAUACAAAACUACUUGUGCAGCUGUGUCAAGCUUCAUCUAGCACCAGUUAUAUAAUAUUUUUUUUUUCUGUUCUAAUUUUUGAAAUCUUGGUCAUGAAAUUUUGUUAUGUUAAUUAUUAUUAUUAAUGUAUAUAUUGUUGUAAGAUGCUGUUUUGGUAAGUCUAAAGGUCACCCCCUAGGCUCCAGGCUGUGUGAUGACGCCAGACAACCGCUUGAAAAAAAACGUGCAUGGUUUUGUAUGUAAGCUUGGUUGAUCAGACUGUACAUACUGUGUGAAGUGCUAUAAUCAUUCAGGCCUGUCUAGUUUUAUUUUUUUGGUAGGUAGUCGAGCUUUACUGACCAAUAAAGGCUGUUACUGACUAACGUGA
Messenger RNA from Liolophura sinensis, 5536 nucleotides. RefSeq names its product serine/threonine-protein phosphatase 2A 56 kDa regulatory subunit epsilon isoform-like. Gene Ontology annotation, cellular component: protein phosphatase type 2A complex; cytosol; nucleus. Gene Ontology annotation, molecular function: protein phosphatase activator activity. NCBI's taxonomy places the organism in Eukaryota, Metazoa, Mollusca, Polyplacophora, Chitonida, Chitonidae. Gene Ontology annotation, biological process: signal transduction; protein dephosphorylation. The record is from RefSeq and is a predicted model, not a curated record.